AAGUGAUUUAGAAGAUUUUAGGUUGCGAGAGAGAUCCUUUCCUGUUUGGGUUUCAUUCCAGAUGGACGCACAUCUAUCUGACUUUGCAGAUGGCCUGCUUCUUCCCCUCCUUCUGCUGUCACUGGCGCCAGCUCCUUCCAGGGCUUCCUCAUCUGGCUCCACCGUGUAGUACCGUACAGUACCAAGCAGAAAGCACUAGACUGACGGCCAGUAGACCGGAAGUUUUGUCCUGGCUUGACUCAUGUGCUGUGAGCCUGCUCUGGAUACAAGUUUACUCAUUUGUGAAACAAUAGAUGAUUUGCUGCGCUGUGGGAUUUGCUUUGAAUAUUUCAACAUUGCAGUGAUGAUUCCUCAGUGUUCACAUAACUACUGUUCUCUUUGUAUAAGAAAAUUUCUGUCCUAUAAAACACAAUGUCCAACUUGCUGUGUGACAGUCACAGAGCCAGACCUGAAAAAUAACCGCGUAUUAGAUGAACUGGUAAAAAGCUUGAAUUUUGCACGGAAUCAUCUGUUGCAGUUUGCCUUAGAGUCACCACCCAUCUCUUCUGCUUCCUCCUCUUCAAAGAACCUUGCUGCCAAAGUGCAUACUUCUGUAGCCUUCAGACAUUCAUUAAAGCAAGAAAGCAUGCUAAUGGAGAAUUUCUUGAUUAGAGAAGCUGGUGGUUCUGUGUCAGAGUUGUUGAUAAAAGAGAAUGAAAGCAAAUUCAGCCCUCAAAAAGAGCUGAGCUCUUCUGCAAAGACCAGAGGGACACCUUCCGUAGAAAAGUCAGCUCCAGGUUUCUCAGAUGCUAGUGUUCCUGAGACACCCUCUACAUCAGCCUUGAAACAAGUUACUAAAGUGGAUUGUCCUGUUUGUGGGGUUCAUAUUCCAGAAAAUCACAUUAAUAAGCACUUAGACAGCUGUUUAUCACGUGAAGAGAAGAAAGAAAGCCUCAGAAGCUCUGUUCACAAGAGGAAGCCGCUGCCCAAAACUGUAUAUAACUUGCUCUCAGAUAGAGAUUUAAAGAAAAAGCUAAAGCAGCAUGGAUUGUCUGUUCAGGGAAAUAAACAACAGCUCAUUAAAAGGCACCAAGAAUUCGUACACAUGUACAAUGCCCAGUGUGAUGCUUUGCAUCCUAAAUCAGCUGCUGAAAUAGUUCAAGAAAUUGAAAAUAUGGAGAAGACUAGGAUGCGUCUUGAAGCUAGUAAACUCAACGAAAGCAUAAUGGUUUUUACAAAGGACCAAACAGAAAAGGAAAUAGAUGAAAUUCACAGUAACUAUCGUAUAAAACAUCAGAAUGAAUUUCAGCGUCUGGUGGAUCAAGCCAAAAAAGGAUAUAAGAAAACUGUUGGAAUGUCAAAAAAAAAAGUAACAAAAGAAGAAGAUGAAUCUACAGAAAAGCUAUUAUCUGUAGGCGUGGGACAGGAAGAUAAUAAAAUGAAAUUCCCCGAUAUGCCCUCGGUAACAAACCACUUCCCUCAGUCAAAGCUGGACUCCCCAGGGAAACUGGAGCCUGACAGACCAGAUGAUUCUUCCAGUUGUACUGAUAUUCAAGAGGAAGCUCUUUCUUCACCAGAGUCAGAUUCAUGCAAUAGUUCCAGUUCGGACAUCAUAAGAGAUCUUCUAGAAGAAGAGGAAGCCUGGGAAGCAUCACAUAAAUAUGAUCUUCAAGAGACAGAAAUAAGUCCCAGACAGAAUCGUCGCACGAGGUCAGCUGAAAGUGCUGAGCUCGAGCCAAGAAAUAAGCGGAACAGGAAUUAGCGUGGGUUUGUUGACUUUCCCAGUGCAGUCAUCAGAAGAUGG
Kogia breviceps (pygmy sperm whale) is the source of this 1783-nucleotide messenger RNA. The record is from RefSeq and is a predicted model, not a curated record. Lineage: Eukaryota; Metazoa; Chordata; Mammalia; Artiodactyla; Physeteridae.